CCGCUGACGCCCGGAGCCACAACAAUCGAGCAGAGCAGAAGUGAAGCUGUGUUGCCGUCACCUGUCUGUCUGUCACCUGUCUGUGUGUCACCUGUCUGUGACUUGUCUGUCUGUCAGCUGGACCCGCGUGACCUCACGUCAUCAUGCUCACCAGAAACGUCGUUGUUGUGUUGUCUCUCGUGGUGCUGCUGGUGGAGGGAGACCUCGACUCCAACGAUGUUGGAAAACCUGCUGUGUCCACAGAUAAAGACUCGACCUCUGAUGAAGCUCCCACAGAGAGUAUGAACGUCAUCUCUGCUGAUCAGCCUGAUGAAGCCCAGUUUGUUGGAGGAGGACCUUCAGACAGCAUCAGCUCCAGUUCAGAGAUAGUUGACGCACCAGCAGCCAAUCAGGUGACAGCACCUGAACCUGCUGUAGCUGCUGUAGCUGCUGUAAACAGUGUGGAGGAUGACGAUGAGGACGAGAGCGCCACCUCUGGAGAGGGAGGGAAGAAAAAGUUCAGCUCUCGCUCAGCUGGGCCACCGGUACAUCAGAGUCCCCGCCUUCUUCCCAUCAGCCCCGCCCAUGUCAUCCAGAGCCCCGCCCUUCUGCCUCCCCAGCUAAUCAUUCCACAACCGAAGGCUCUGGUGAGGAGUCGAGCGUCCAAGAGAAGAUCCAGGACCAACCGCCGGCAGAUAUAGACACACACACACACUGUCUCUGUUUAAUAUUCACUCAUUCAUCACCUCUGUACUGUAAAACAUGAAACAUGUAAAACUUUCAAGUUUUCUCUGUUUUUGACGUGUAUUAAUAAAGUUCAGCUGAAAGGAAA
Solea solea (common sole) is the source of this 811-nucleotide messenger RNA. RefSeq lists its product as uncharacterized. The record is from RefSeq and is a predicted model, not a curated record. The transcript has 10 exons. The coding region runs from base 144 to 680 and encodes 178 amino acids. Lineage: Eukaryota; Metazoa; Chordata; Actinopteri; Pleuronectiformes; Soleidae.